This is a messenger RNA of Lampris incognitus (smalleye Pacific opah), 1983 nucleotides long. RefSeq names its product proteasome 26S subunit, non-ATPase 3 (gene psmd3). NCBI's taxonomy places the organism in Eukaryota, Metazoa, Chordata, Actinopteri, Lampriformes, Lampridae. Gene Ontology annotation, molecular function: enzyme regulator activity; protein binding. The transcript is spliced from 12 exons. Gene Ontology annotation, cellular component: proteasome complex; proteasome regulatory particle, lid subcomplex. The record is from RefSeq and is a predicted model, not a curated record. Gene Ontology annotation, biological process: ubiquitin-dependent protein catabolic process; regulation of protein catabolic process. The coding region runs from base 142 to 1689 and encodes 515 amino acids.
CCUCAGACGACGGAGUUAGGACUUGGAGAACGUAAUUCUCCAAAGUAAUCAUAUAAGAAGUCGGUGUCGUGUAUAUUUCUUUAAUACAGCCUAAUAAGUUUUUUUUUUAAAUUUACAGUGAUUUUUAACGUUUCAGUUAUAAUGAAGGAGACCACGGCUAAGCGACGUGAGAAACCCAAAGAGUCCAAGGUAGAGCAGCAGAAAGAUGCGGGCCCCGAGCCGCAGGACGUUGAGAUGCCGGACGAGGAUGCUGCUAAUUCAGCGAAGCCGCCCAAGGAGGUCGACGCUCUCACCCUCGAAGAUAUCAAGGAGCAUGUGAAACAGAUAGAGAAGGCAGUGUCUGGGAAAGAGCCACGUUUUGUGCUACGCGCUCUGCGGGCGCUGCCCUCCACCAGCCGCCGACUAAACUCCAAUGUGCUGCACAAGGCUGUCAGUGGCUUUUAUACCAACAACACUACUGCCAAGGACUAUCUGUUGGGCUUCCUGGAAGAGCCCAUGGAGACAACAGAGGGUGAGGUCCAGUUCCGGCCUCGGACAGGGAAGGCAGCCUCCACUCCUCUCCUGCCUGAGGUGGAGGCCUACCUUCAACUCCUUCUGGUGGUCUACCUUACUAACAACAAGAGAUACACUGAGGCCCAAAAAGUGUCGGACGACCUGCUUCAGAAGAUCGGCUCCCAAAACCGUAGAGCUCUGGAUUUGGUGGCUGCUAAGUGUUACUACUACCAUGCACGGGUGUACGAGUUUCUCAACCAGCUAGACACCAUCCGCAGUUUCCUCCACACCCGCCUGCGCACGGCCACGCUGCGUCAUGAUGCAGAUGGCCAGGCUGUCCUGUUGAACCUCUUGCUGAGGAACUACCUGCAGUUCAACCUGUAUGACCAGGCAGAAAAGUUGGUCUCCAAGUCAGUGUUCCCUGAGCUGGCCAACAAUAACGAGUGGGCCAGAUACCUCUACUACACAGGUCGUAUUAAAGCCAUCCAGUUGGAAUACUCGGAGGCCAGGCGAACACUUACCAAUGCCCUGAGAAAGGCCCCGCAGCACACUGCUGUCGGCUUUAAACAGACGGUCCAUAAGCUGCUGAUUGUCGUGGAACUAUUGCUGGGGGAGAUUCCAGACAGGCUUCAGUUCAGACAGCCCUCACUAAAGAGAUCCCUUAUGCCUUACUUCCUCCUCACACAAGCUGUGAGAACAGGUAACCUGGCCAAGUUUAACCAGGCUCUGGAGCAGUUUGGAGAGAAGUUCCAGACAGAUGGCACUUACACACUCAUCAUCCGUCUCCGACACAAUGUCAUCAAGACUGGGGUACGCAUGAUCAGUCUGUCCUACUCUCGGAUCUCUCUGGCCGACAUCGCUCUUAAACUGCAGCUAGACAGUCCAGAGGAUGCCGAGUUUAUUGUAGCCAAGGCUAUUCGCGAUGGAGUCAUUGAGGCCAGUAUCAACCAUGAGAAAGGUUUUGUCCAGUCUAAGGAAACCAUGGAUAUCUAUGGAACCAGAGAACCCCAGCUAGCCUUUCAUCAGAGGAUCUCCUUCUGCCUGGACAUUCACAACAUGUCUGUCAAGGCCAUGCGGUUCCCCCCGAAAGCCUACAACAAAGACCUGGAGUCCGCAGAGGAGCGCCGGGAGCGUGAGCAGCAGGAUCUGGAGUUUGCCAAAGAAAUGGCUGAGGACGACGAUGACAGUUUCCCAUGAUCUCACCCAUUACUUCCUGCUUCGUGUAUGGGCAGGAUAGUGUUUUCUGUGUCUGUACUGUACUGUUAGCAGAUCAUCAAACAACUCACAAUACCUUUCUCUACCCCCAAUUUUUUUUUUUAUGUUUUUUUUUUGGCUUGUAUACUUGCCUUACCACCGCACUGUAAACUGCCCACCGAACACUCUUAACUUCUUAUCCUUGAAACAGUCUAUAUACUCUUCUAUAGCAUGUGUUGGGUGUAUCUGUGCUGAGUAUGACAUGGGGUUGAAAAAAAUAAAAUGAGUUCCAUUUUG